CUUCGCUCCUUUUCUGAGAAGCGCUGAAACUUCAGUAGCAGAGAUGGGUUCUCUAAUGGCCGGAUGGAACUCUCCCGUCCAAGAUCCUAAAUCAGUCAAGUUCAAGAGGAAUCGAUCGCUUACCAAAGAGGAAAUCGAAGCUUACUGGAGAUCGAAGAGGAAGUUGGAGGAAGAGCAUCUCAGAGCGAUUUCUAUGCCGGUGGAUCCUCAUGUUGAUCGCGAUGUGGUCGGAAUAGAUUACAAAAGAUCGAGUUCGUUUCCGCCUGCGAACGGCACGGCGGAAGAAGUAUUUGUGAAUCGGAGCGAUUUCGAGAGGAAAAACCUAGAGAAAUUGAAGCCAAAUGACUGGUGGACGAGGAGCAACUCGGCUUUUCUGAAUGAACCGCCGGUCCUCGACGGCGCUGCCAAAGCUUACGCGGCCUCGUUCAAGUUGAAUCACAGUAACGGAAUCGGUGCUUGACACACCUUUGAUUGCACUCACGAAAGAGAGAAGAGAAGUUAAAUUAAAUAC
Molecule: messenger RNA, 511 nt
Organism: Momordica charantia (bitter melon)
Lineage: Eukaryota; Viridiplantae; Streptophyta; Magnoliopsida; Cucurbitales; Cucurbitaceae
Source: RefSeq, a predicted model, not a curated record